Capronia epimyces CBS 606.96 is the source of this 2703-nucleotide messenger RNA. Its product is annotated as DNA ligase 1. The coding region runs from base 1 to 2703 and encodes 900 amino acids. Gene Ontology annotation, biological process: DNA recombination; mitochondrial DNA repair; DNA biosynthetic process. The transcript has a single exon. Gene Ontology annotation, molecular function: DNA binding; ATP binding; DNA ligase (ATP) activity. NCBI's taxonomy places the organism in Eukaryota, Fungi, Ascomycota, Eurotiomycetes, Chaetothyriales, Herpotrichiellaceae. Gene Ontology annotation, cellular component: DNA ligase III-XRCC1 complex. The record is from RefSeq and is a predicted model, not a curated record.
AUGGCGAGCCCGGCGAAACGACGAAAGAAGAACGAUUCUACCGCCGCCAUCGUCCAACACCGUAGCCUAGAUUUCUUCUUUCGCAAACAAGCCGACCAACAGGAGAAGACGGCUGACGGCCGUGCACAAGAUGGAGAUGCAACGGCCUCCGAUCACUCGUUGCUCGAGAACGACCAGAAUUCUCUGGAGACGGCUCUCACAGACGAAGAAUUGGCCAGGAAGCUGCAGGAAGAAUGGGCUAAGGAGGACGACGAAGGAUUCAAUCCACAAUUACCGUCACGACAAGCUGAGGACAGCAAGCACAAGGCUGACGAAGGAGAAGCGAAGAGCUUUGUUGCCGCUGCGCCCGAUCCGCCUGCGCCCACCCCUGAGGUUGGGCCGAGGGCCACUGGGACACAGAAGAGUGUCCUUGGCCUCCAAACUACGGCAUCGGACGAAGACACGAUCACCUUGACGAUACCGUUCGACCAGAGUCCUUUAACCUUCGACCCCUCCAGAUAUGUGUCCGAGCUGAAAGGGCAUUGGCAAGCAGACGGAGGCUGCGCUUCUUACGCUCUCCUGACCAGAUGCUUUGUCCUCAUCAACUCGACUCAAAGUCGGAUCAAGAUCGUGGACACGCUCGUCAACUGUCUGAGGACCCUCAUUGAGGCUGACCCAGAGAGUCUGCUCCCAGCAGUGUGGCUGGCUACCAACUCCAUUUCGCCCCCGUAUAUCUCGCUCGAGCUCGGAUUGGGAGGGUCUGCGAUAUCGAAAGCGCUAAAGAAGAUCUGCGGACUUGAUAAUGCAGGCUUGAAGAGUCUCUACGACAAAUACGGGGAUGCAGGUGACGUGGCAUUCGAGGCAAAGAAGAGACAAAGUUUCACUCUGCGGAAGCCAAAACCUCUCACAAUCAAAGGUGCUUACCAGACCCUGGUCAAGAUUGCAAGCAGCAAAGGUCAUGGGAGCGUGGAACAGAAGCAGAGACUUGUGGAACGUUUGUUGCAAGAUGCUCGAGGGCCGGAGGAGAGUCGAUACAUUGUGAGGACUCUAGUUCAGCAUUUGCGCAUUGGCGCCGUCAAGACAACGAUGCUGAUAGCGCUGGCAAGGGCCUUUCAGUUGUCCCGUCCAGCAGAUGCAGACUUCCCAGUCAGAGACCCUGCAGACCUUGCCAAGCUGAAGAAAGACGAGCUCGCCACUAUUUGGGCGAAAGCAGAAGAGAUGGUGAAGACUUGUUUCGCCCGGCGGCCGAACUACAACGACCUUGUCCCUGGCCUACUGGAAGUCGGGGUGUCAGAGGAGCUGCUGUUGCGGUGUAACUUGGCCCUGCACAUCCCUCUUCGACCCAUGCUGGGCAGCAUCACGCGGGACCUGAGCGAGAUGCUCACCAAGCUUCAAGGCCGAGACUUCAGCUGCGAAUUCAAAUACGAUGGUCAACGCGCGCAGGUCCACUGUGACGAACGAGGGAAGGUGUCUAUUUUCUCCCGCCACCUGGAAGUCAUGACAGACAAGUACCCCGACCUGGUGGCCCUGGUACCCGAGAUCCGUGGCGACGGUGUGUCGAGUUUCAUCCUGGAGGGAGAAGUUGUCGCGGUUGACAGAAACUCCGGGGAGCUGAAGACCUUUCAGACACUCACUAACCGGGCGAAGAAAGACGUGGAUAUCGGGUCUAUUCAAAUCGAUGUCUGCCUGUUCGCGUUCGAUCUGAUGUACCUCAACGGCGAGCCGUUGCUGGACCGCCCAUUCCGGGAGCGCCGAGCCCUCCUGCGAAGCAUGUUUGUUGAGAAAGAGCAUCACUUCACGUGGGUGCGCAGCAUCGACGCGACGUCUGCAGACUCGGAGGUCGUGUUAGAGUUCUUCAAAGCUGCAACAGACAUCAAGUGCGAAGGGAUCAUGGUCAAGGUCUUGGACAACCUCCCAAACCCUGAUCUGGGCGUCGCUGCCAGCGGCGAGGCCGAGGGAGACGAAACGAGCGCCGCGGCCGCGGUCACGGCCACGCCUGUCACGCCCAGAAAAAAGGGCAAGAAAUCCGGCCUCAACAACAAGAAGAGCCAAAUCGAAAAAGAGCAGGAAAAAGAAAAAGGCAGCCGCCGGAAAGCGCUGCUGGCGACCUACGAGCCGGACAAGCGUUUGGAUUCGUGGCUCAAAGUGAAAAAGGAUUACGCGACUUCGGCCGACACGAUCGACCUGAUCCCGGUGGCCGGCUGGCACGGGUCAGGGCGCAAGGCGAAAUGGUGGUCGCCGAUCCUGCUGGCAUGCCGCAACCCAGAAACCGGGUCGCUCGAGGUGGUGACGAAAUGCAUCUCGGGCUUCACCGACAAAUUCUACCAAGCCAACAAGGACAAGUACGCCGAGGGUGGCGACAACGUCUUGGGCUCCAGACCCAGCUACCUCGAGUACGUGGGCCCCAGGCCCGACGUGUGGUUCGAGCCCCAGGAGGUCUGGGAGAUGGCGUUUGCAGACAUCACCCUCAGCCCGACGUACACUGCCGCGAUCGGGCUGGUGCACGAAGAUCGCGGGUUGAGUAUGCGGUUUCCCCGGUUCCUGAAGGUCCGAGAGGAUAAGGGCAUCGAGGAAGCGAGCACGAGUGAGUUCCUGGCCAAUUUGUAUCGGAAGCAGGAAGCGAGGAUGAAGGAAACAGGGCCGAAUUGCCAGACCGCCCACACUCUCACAGAUGUCGUGGGUGACGAGAACGAGGAUGAGGAUGAGGAUGAGGUUCUUGAAUGA